UAACUAUUGCAUAAAGGCUCUUUAUGCAAGCAAUUAAAACCCUGUCUCUGUAUGUCUGUCCUGUUGCUAUUCCACAGUCUUACGCUACAGUCACUUUGUACUUCACAGUUUAUGUGACAGUUAAAACUUUUGAAUCUAUGUCCACUGAAGUCAUGAAAUGUUGAAUCGCCCUGCUUUAGAAUCAGAGGCUCACAUCGUUCCUGUCUCAUUUAUAAAGAAUAAUGCUGAUAGUAGUGAUCUUCUCUGAUGAAUCUCUGCUCCCGUGGGUUAGCUCAGGUCACUGAAUUUUGCUUUCAUUGACGAAUGCCUAGUCAAUGACUGCAUUUCAGUGUGUUCUUGGGAUAUAAAGAGUAAACUCAUGGUCAGAGAGCAGCAGAUGGUAAUUUCUGCUUUAAAUCCUGUUUGGUUUUAAAGAAGCUCUGUGUUGUUUGGCAGUAGUGGAGAGACACCAAGUACAUUUACUGAAGCUCAUUUGAAAAAAAAAAAACUACUUGUGCUUUACCUUUAUCAGGGAUGGAAUCGGCAAGUUCUGAUUCUAGCGGAAGGUUGUUGGGGGGGGGGCGGCGCAGCGACUUCCAAUCGCUGGGCCGUUUACAAUCGUCGUUAACAAGCUAUCGUUAACGUCGUUACCAUCGUGCGGAGUAUCAGGGACAAUAAAGUGUUCAAACUUGUGAAAUCGGCGUUCAAACAAAUGAAAUCUGCGGAAAUCCGUGGUAAAUUCCCAUCCCUGAAAAAAGCGGAAUUCCGCGAAUUCGCGGAAAAAUCACAUCCCUGCUUUAUAUAUCCCAUCUUAUUCUACUUUAUAUUACUACUGUAUUGAUAUAACUGUAUACAGUUUAUGGUAUUUUCCAGCAGAUCUGCACUAGAGUCCAAAGUCCAACUGCUGUGAGGUUUUUAACUCCUCUGUUUGUUCUCUCUGCACUUUUUGUCCGUGUCCUUCAGAAGUAACAUGGAGAAGAUCUCUGACUAUCUCUGCAGGUAUAAAAACUACAUCUUUACUGCUGGCAUGACAACUGCAGAGCACAUUGAUUCUCUUCAGAGCUUUGAAAUCAGAGACAGCGAUGUCUUCGUCGUCACUUACCCAAAAUCAGGCACCAUCUGGACUCAGCAGAUCAUCAUCUCCAUCUGUGAGUUGGCCGGGGGUCUUAAUGAAUAUCCAAACAACAUGGAGCAGAUGCCCUGGCUGGAAUACAGAGAAGGUCGACCAGAUUACGCCCUGCGACCUUCUCCUCGGCUCUUCGCCUCUCAUCUGACCCCGAUGCUGAUGCCUCCUGGACUGAAGGAGAAAAAGGGAAAGAUCAUCUAUGUGAUGCGGAACCCGAAGGACAACAUCAUCUCGUAUUACCACUUCAGCAAAGCCUUGAAGGAACUACAGAGUCCCAAGAACUUUGACGAGUAUUUAGAGCAGUACCUGACGGGAAACGUCUUGGGAUCUUCCUGGUUUGACCACAUCAGGGUGUGGCAUUCAAACAAAGACCAGUACAACAUCCUUUUCCUCACCUAUGAGGACAUGAUUUUGGACCUGAAGGGAGCAGUGCAGAAGAUCUGCAGUUUCUUAGGGAAGAACCUGAGUGAAGCUGCCAUCGAGCAGGUUGUGGAAAAAUCUACAUUUAAGAACAUGAAGAAAGACUUGAAGGCCAACUACGAAUUUUUGCCAGAGGAGAGGAUGAGUGGAAAAUUCAUGCGCAAAGGUCAGAUUGGCGACUGGAAAAAUACGUUUACUGUGGAACAGAGCGAACGAGUCGACCGGCUGAUUCAGGAGAGACUCGGUGAUCUGAAUCUGAAGUUGAUCUGGGAGUGAACAGAGCAGUCGCAGCAGGGAAGAGGACGUUUGACUUCAUGAAUCUCACACUUCAGAACCUUUUACAAUGCAG
Acanthochromis polyacanthus (spiny chromis) is the source of this 1874-nucleotide messenger RNA. Its product is annotated as amine sulfotransferase-like. The transcript has 6 exons. Gene Ontology annotation, biological process: sulfation. Gene Ontology annotation, molecular function: sulfotransferase activity. Gene Ontology annotation, cellular component: cytoplasm. The record is from RefSeq and is a predicted model, not a curated record. Lineage: Eukaryota; Metazoa; Chordata; Actinopteri; Pomacentridae. Bases 950 to 1801 code for a protein of 283 amino acids.